GAUAUCUGGAAAGUGAUAAUGUCGCCCCUUUCUGUCUCUCUCCUUCUCCUUCUCUUUGGUGCUUCCUUUGCUCAAUUUGAUAAAAAAUGUCCCCCAGAAUCUGAUGAUAAACUGCUUGACAGAGACAAUGUACUCCUGUUGACACAGCCUGACUGUGACUAUAGAGUAGCAAUGGGGCCCAAUGAUAAUGAUCCUGAGUUCCUGGACAUUUAUUUAGAGGGUAGCAGACCAGGCUGGGUAGCUGUUGGCUUUUCAUUGGAUAGAGCAAUGGUUAGUGCCUGGUUGUCUGAAUACAAGUGCAUAAGCUUAUUCUCUAUUGUGGUCUGACUUCAACUGAGUCAACUCAAUUCUCU
This is a messenger RNA of Amphimedon queenslandica, 353 nucleotides long. RefSeq lists its product as uncharacterized. Bases 19 to 327 code for a protein of 102 amino acids. Lineage: Eukaryota; Metazoa; Porifera; Demospongiae; Haplosclerida; Niphatidae. The record is from RefSeq and is a predicted model, not a curated record. The transcript has 2 exons.